AAGAAAUGCCAAGGCGGUUUGCGAGUAUCAAUCGCGGCUGUGAUCUUUAAUAGCGAGCUCGUUCGCGCAAUCAUGGACGAUCGCCGUAACAGCCGGGAAGUGGCCACUGUGUUGUUUCUUUGCUUGCUGUGGUAUGGGAUAUCGAGUAGCAGCAAUGUGGUGGGCAAGAUGCUGCUCUCGGAGUUUCCCUAUCCGAUGACAGUGACCAUGGUUCAGUUAACCUCGAUCACCAUCUACUCCGGACCAUUUUUCAACCUAUGGGGCGUACGAAAGUAUUCGUCAGAUAUCUCAUGGGGUUAUUAUUUGCGGCUGAUCGUGCCCCUUGCGUUGGGUAAAUUCGUGGCGAAUGUGUUCAGCCACGUCAGCAUCUGGAAGGUUCCCGUUUCGUAUGCUCAUACUGUGAAGGCUACAAUGCCCUUCUUCACUGUAUUCCUGUCAAGAAUAAUAAUGAGGGAGAAGCAGACCUGGAGCGUGUACCUUAGUCUAGUUCCAAUCGUCGUAGGUGUAGCUGUUGCUACUUUGACGGAGCUUAGUUUCAACAUGAUUGGUCUAUUGAGUGCCUUAGCGUCAACCAUGGCAUUCUCUUUGCAAAACAUUUACUCUAAGAAGGUGCUGCACGACACAGGAAUACAUCAUUUGAGGCUUCUACAUGUUUUGGGCCGUUUAGCAUUGAUUCUCUUCCUUCCUAUAUGGUUGAUAUACGAUUUGAGGCUGUUGAUAUAUAGCGGGUCCGCGGAAUUGAGCUCCUAUAUAUUAGGCCUGCUGUUCUUGGAUGGUAUAUUGAACUGGUUUCAAAAUAUCAUCGCGUUCUCUGUACUUUCCAUUGUUACCCCUUUAACUUAUGCAGUGGCCAGUGCGAGUAAACGUAUAUUUGUGAUUGGAGUGACGUUACUUGUGCUUGGAAAUCCAGUGACAUGGUUAAAUAUAUUUGGAAUGGCACUGGCCAUUUGCGGGGUGUUGUGCUAUAACAAGGCCAAGUAUGAUCAGCGAAGAGAGAAAGAGACUCAAACAGCGCUUCCGAAGUAUUACGAUAAGAAUCGUAAUGGUACCAGUGGUUCCUUUAUGGUAAAUGGAUGGGUCAAUAAGAAAGAGCAAUCGUUUGCUGUCUAGUCCGAGUUAAAUUUGUUUCGUAUUGACAAGUUCACAUGAGUUUUCUUUUUUAUCACAACGUGAUGUUACAGUCAUGGUGAUGUAACUGUGGGUUAUUUAUAUUAAGCAUAGAAAAGGGAUGUAAUACCUUGACUAGAACAUUGCGGUAUGUUGCAUGAAAUCUGCAGAUCAAAACUCAUAUGAUGACAAAAGUAUUUAUUUAUAGAAUGUAUCCUAACAUGUGUAACUUUCUGCAGUGAUGGAUUGGUCCCAAUACAAGUUUACAGAUGUUAAGUUAUAGAAUUUUAUAAUUUCUAAAUAUUCUCGAUGUUUUAUCGAAUUCGUUGGCAAUCUUCUUCUACACGUUGCUGAAGCAUUUACACAUUGGUAUCGCCUUACAAUAAAAAAUCCAACAAAACAGGCAUACUAGACAAUAAAUUAUGUACAUUCUAUUCAACUGCUAGAAAAUCGUUCGUCAAAAAAGUAAUUCAAAGUAAUGGAUCUUUGACUUCUUAGUAUGUUUAUAAAUAUGAACCCUUUACAUUUUUAAUAUACCCCCAAUUUAUUACUGAAGCGAGUUUCACAUUUUAGGCUAUAUUCUGUAUAUAUAUUUUAAUAAUAUUAAUUAUUGUGCACAAAAGUGAAAUUCGCCUAUUUUACGAUUUCUGUUUUGUACUAUGUAGUUUAAGGAUUGUUUUGUACAAUUCUCCGUUGACGUUAUUUUAUGCUUCUCCGAAACUAGACCUGCUGGCAAGGUGGGACACUGUUUAAUUUGAAAUCGUUACCGUUUAUAGCUGAUUGCUGGGUCAAUUAGCGUCGGAAACGAUCAGUUGCUGAUUCGACAUUCCGGUUACUCCGAUAACAAAGGCGAAUAAUAGAUAAAUCGAAUUUCAAUCGUCGCGUUGUUUAAACACGUAUAUCAAAUGUCGAGUGGCAUUCGCAUAGUAUUCAUUAGGUAUUGCAUUAUAACUUUCGCAGCUGUUAACCCGCUAGUAUAAAACAAAAUCACUUUGGGUGGCUAGCGGUUGGAAUUUCGCGAAGCUAUUCGCUCAGGUUAUCACGAGAGAAUACGAUACUUUAACUCUCUAUGAAAGGAAUAUUUUCUUUGCCAUAUUCUUAGGAUUUUCAAUGACCCCGAUCGACGAUUGGAACACCUAUUCGUUCUAGCGAUCAAUACUUUUUCCAUAGACCACGUUAAUACGUUGAGCGCCACGUCACUCAUAUGUGGGUGACAAGGAUUUUCACUAAGUAAUGAAAUACAUUAAUGUGUUAAGGGGGUCAAAUAAAAUACAAAAUAGUGUUAAGGGGUGGCACUCGUGUGGAAAUCAACUACCAGUAAUUUUCUAGAUAAAAAUUUGAAAAUAAGUAUUCUUAUAUAGCUUUCGAAUUAACACUAAACCUACUACGACGUUGGCAAGUUUAGUGUUAAAUGGUUUAAAAUUGAAUUUGAAGUCUACAGCCUUAUUUAUUCAACUCCUUUAAUUCGACUCCUUUUCGUUUGUAAAAAAAAAAAAGUUAAAAUUAGGAUAACUUUAUUCUUGAAGAAGUUAUUUUAAUUUUUAUAGGAGCCCGCAGUCUACAUAUAAGAAUACCUAUUUUUAAAUUUUCAUCUACAAAAUUGCUAGCUGACUUCCACAUGACACCCUUAAUUUACAUUUUAGAAACAUCAGAUUGUUUUAUAGAGGGUUAAUGAACGCGCGUUCGUCGAUGUCCUACAGGCGUGAACUCGUGUGUGGUGUGCGUGGAUUGUGUGCAGGAGAAGAUGUUCUAGCUAAAAGCAAUCUAUACAUUUAUUUUUAUAAAUAAAAUACAGGUGUGUACAAAAAUAUACUAGAUACGUUCACCGGU
Hylaeus volcanicus is the source of this 2937-nucleotide messenger RNA. Its product is annotated as solute carrier family 35 member E1 homolog. Gene Ontology annotation, molecular function: antiporter activity. Bases 73 to 1110 code for a protein of 345 amino acids. The transcript is spliced from 4 exons. Gene Ontology annotation, cellular component: Golgi apparatus. NCBI's taxonomy places the organism in Eukaryota, Metazoa, Arthropoda, Insecta, Hymenoptera, Colletidae. The record is from RefSeq and is a predicted model, not a curated record.